Messenger RNA from Aspergillus homomorphus CBS 101889, 1959 nucleotides. RefSeq lists its product as uncharacterized. Gene Ontology annotation, molecular function: zinc ion binding; DNA-binding transcription factor activity, RNA polymerase II-specific; DNA binding. The transcript is spliced from 6 exons. Bases 1 to 1959 code for a protein of 652 amino acids. NCBI's taxonomy places the organism in Eukaryota, Fungi, Ascomycota, Eurotiomycetes, Eurotiales, Aspergillaceae. Gene Ontology annotation, biological process: DNA-templated transcription; regulation of DNA-templated transcription. Gene Ontology annotation, cellular component: nucleus. The record is from RefSeq and is a predicted model, not a curated record.
AUGGCAACCACUCGUCGAAAUGGCCAGCUAUCGUCGUGCGAACCGUGCCGGAAAUCCAAGUUACGAUGCGACCACGAAAGCCCUAUUUGUGGAAGAUGUCUCACCAACAACCAGGCCGAGCGUUGCUUCUAUCAUCCUGCUCCACUAACUCAGCCACACGCGCGCCAUUCCAGGACUUCCUCACGAAGAUCCAGGAAGCAGAAGCGCCAGGACAAUCAGCUAACCUUUCGCCUGGAUAAGACAAUACCUAGUACAGCUGUGCAAGCCGCGCCGCCCGAUGAGCCGCCGGUGGCCGAUGACGGAAAGAUUGAGUACGAAGAUAGCUUGCAUGUCGAGGAACCAGGAUGUUUUCCGGAAGCUACAGUGCAGACCACUGUCUAUCCUUUCAGCGGUGAUAACUCGGAUCGAAUCUUGCAAGGGGCCCAGAUUCUAUCACAUUUGCAGAAAAUCCGUUGGUAUCAUGAAAUCAUUGAUUUGAAAAACAAAACAUCUCCUGGAUGGUUUCUGGGCCCCCCUAUGACUGAUGCUUUGUGCAGUUCCGUGGAGCGUAUGUAUGACUCUGCUGUUUGCGGCUCUCAGGAUACACGUGCAUCGUUAGUUAACCUGUCCCGCCAAAUCUUUGCAAACACGUCGAAGGAGAUUAGGACAUGUGAAGUAUCAGAUUUGUCUGAUUAUUUUGACUUGAUCUCGGCGAGAUGGGAGACAAUCGGACUUGUCUUUGUCCUGUUAGGUACCGCGUUGUUUCACACUGCCGAUAAUGAUCCGGUAUUUAUACAUCGCAACCCAUGGAAGCUUGCGAAAAGCGAGCUCAGAAUACUUUUGGCAUCCACUCUUGGUGGCAGUGGUAACUAUUCUUCCCCGAAUUUUAAGCUGGGGGACCUGUCGACCAUCGUGUACGCAUUUGGCUUGCAUGAGCUUGAGAAAGACCUCGACGAAAGCUUGCCUUUCUUUUUGAUCGAGAUACGCAAGCGGGUCAUGGUAUGCGCGUAUGCGAUCGAUAAGGACUUGGCGACCUCGUUGGGGCGCCCCCCGCGCAUCUGUUCCCGAUACUGUCAUCUGCCAUUUCCCCUGGAUCUUACGUAUGAAGAGAUGAUUCUUCCACCCAAUGAGAGGGAGAAGGCGUUACUCAAGCUUGACGUGAAUGGUUGGAAUACGGAAGAGAAAUUGACCGUUGGUGUCAGGCUACGCGUUGUGUUGUUGACGAGCUUAUUGCGAGGAAGAAUCCUGGAACUGUCGUUGAGCCCCCGAGGCCAGCCAAUUUCAGCCAGAGUUGAAAACUUAAUCCAGCAAUCUCGCCAGGCGCAGGAAGACCUUCCUUCGUUCAUCCGCUGGUCGCCUGAGGAUGCCGCAGCUGGCGUAUACAGUUUAGAACGAGAUGAGAGUCGCGCCUUCGCAAAGAUUGAAUUCACGUAUCAGGAAUUUCUCCUACAUCGAAUAUUACUCAAGCGUCUUGGCAAGAAGUCUCAGGGUCUCAUUGAGAGUUCCCUUGAGAUAAUUACCACGCUUUUAGACAUCAUCGCCAUGCAAACUCGAUCUGGAAAACCUGUGGUCAAAAUGUCCUGGGAUUUAUGUCAUAUGGGGCUUCCUGCUGCUGGUAUCCUCACGUCUAAGCUGCUCUCCGAACGAGGCUUAGAGGAGUCGCUUCCACCAUCAGCGCCAUUACCCGCUAACUUUCGUUCUAUUAUGAUCCAACAGCUCAGCAUUUUUAUUUCUCAUUUAACCUCACUGGUGCAACCACACGAAGGAAAUUAUGAUAUUUCUCAGAAAGGUGCAAAGUUUAUUCGUUGGGUGCUCGACCAGACUCUUUCACCUGAUGUCUCCCAUUCAGAUCUAUGGACCGCAGACCUUAACCUGCCCGAUAGCUGGGGUGAAAAUCUUGAUAUGACAGAUGAUGUCGAUUUUAUGGCGUGGUGUGACGAUAUCCAGUGGUUGCAGGACCCUCUGCUCAGCGUCGCCUGA